Phalacrocorax carbo (great cormorant) is the source of this 3546-nucleotide messenger RNA. NCBI's taxonomy places the organism in Eukaryota, Metazoa, Chordata, Aves, Suliformes, Phalacrocoracidae. The record is from RefSeq and is a predicted model, not a curated record.
AGAAAAAAGUGGAGAAAAGGAGAAAGAGAGCGAGAGAGCGCAGGCUGGGGGGAUGUGUAAAAGAAGAAGCGUUGCUAAUUUUUUUUGUUUGUUUGCUUUUCCAUGCAUGCAUAAUGAGGCCUAAUCAGAGCACGUUGCUGCUGCUCGGAGGGCACUUUUGUAUUUAAAGCCUUGCAAAGGAAAAAAGAUCCACAGACGGAUCAGCAGAGCAGCUUGCAGGGCUUGUUGACAACAGAAGCAGCAUCAGUCGCCCAGAGAGAAAGAGACCCUGAAGGCUGCCUCUUCUCCUCUCCCCGUGCUAUCUUCUUGCUAGCGGGGAGAGAUUUCUUCUCCCCGCCACCCGAGAGUGCAACCCGUACCGAGAGGGAGUGAGCGGAGCCGGGACUGUGAAUGGGAUCGGAGCGGCUGGCAUGUGCAGCGAUGCUGCGAGCGGAGAGUUAAAAGCUCUCGAGGAGGCAGCAGCAGCAGCGGCAGCAGCUGGGCAUUUAUUUUGUGAAAAAAAAAACAAAAACCAAAAAAAAAAAAAAAAAAAGAGAGAGAGAGAGAGGAACGGAACUGCAUGAAGAGCAGGGCAGCACCAUGAGCUUUCCCGGCGCAGCCUGCAAGUCCCCGAGCGCACUCCGGAGCCGCUCUCCUCCAAGCCCCCGUUUGCACUGAUCCCCCCCACUCGCCUCUCCGGGCGCCUUCGCCGCCGCCGAGCCGGGAGCAGCGGGUUGCGGGGGGGGCACGGGACGGCCCUGGGCGCCUGCUUCGUACCGCAGCCCCGCCGGUUUCAGCUCCCGGGGACCGGAGGGCCUCGGGGCCGGCGCGGAUGGAUUGAUGCGAGGAGACCUCAUGCACACGGCCGGCGGGAGUCUUGCAAACUUUUCCACGGGCGGCAGCUCCUUCUCCUCGUCCUCCUCCUUCUCCUCGUCGACUACCGGCGCCUCUCCCCCGCCCGCCCGCGGCCGCCGCCGCCCGCGAUGGUGGCCCGCUCGCCCGCUCGGCAGGGAGGCGGUGGCGGGCGCCGCUGGCCGCGGCCGGCCGCCUGGCUGUGGCUGGCGGCGGCGCUGGGCGCCGUGUGGCCGCUGCGGGGCUCGCUGGUGCAGGGCCGGCGGCUGAUCUGCUGGCAGGCGGUGCUGCAGUGUCAGGGGGAGCCCGAGUGCAGCUACGCUUACAACCAGUACGCCGAGGCGUGCGCCCCGGUGCUCCUGCAGCCGCCGCCGGCGGCAGGCGGCGGGGACGGACCGGCGGGCGCUGCAGGCUCGGCAGCCUCCUCCAGGCGGCGGUGCCCCAGCCACUGCAUCGCGGCCCUCAUCCAGCUCAACCACACCCGGCGCGGCCCGGCGCUGGAGGACUGCGACUGCGCGCAAGACGAGAACUGCCGCGCCACCAAGCGCGCCAUCGAGCCCUGCCUGCCCCGCACCAGCAGCCCGGCGGCCGGCGGCGGCCCCGGCGGCGGCGGGCCCGGCCCCGGCGGCCCCGGCGGCCCCGGCGGCGGCGUCAUGGGCUGCACAGAGGCGCGGCGGCGCUGCGACUGGGACAGCCGGUGCAGCCUGGCGCUCAGCCGCUACAUGACCUACUGCGGGAAGCUGUUCAACGGGCUGCGGUGCACGCCGGAGUGCCGCGCCGUCAUCGAGGACAUGCUGGCCGUGCCCAAGGCCGUGCUGCUCAACGACUGCGUCUGCGACGGGCUGGAGCGGCCCAUCUGCGAGUCGGUCAAGGAGAACAUGGCCCGCCUCUGCUUCGGCGCGGACAUGGGCGGCAACGGCGCCGGCAGCAGCGGCGGCUCGGACGGCGGCGUGGAGGAGUACUACGACGAGGACUACGAGGAGGAGCCGAGCCAGAAGGGGAGGGACGACGCGGAGGACAAUGCGGGCUCCGAGCCCGGCUUCCCCGUGCAGGCGGAUGGCGCCGGCCGGCCCGCCGGGGCCUGGGCGCUGCUGGCCUCCAUCUUGCUGCUGCCGCUGCUGCCGCGGCUCUAGCCUCUCCGCUCCCGCUCCUCCUCACUCGGGCCGGGCCGGGCCGGGCCGGGCCCUCCGCACCGCACCCGGCGCGGCCGCAGGGUGCCCGGCCGCCGGGGCCCCGCCGCCCCCGGCCCCCGGCCCGCGGCCUUGCGGGCCGGUCGCCGGGGCGCUGGCCGUGGCGGAGGAACGGAGCGGAGCGGGCCGCUCGAUUUUCGGGUGUUGGUCUCGAGUGUGCACUAUGCAAUUGCUGCCACCCUCCCUUCGUCUUAGCAGCGAGCGGGCGGACGGACAGUGCGAGCGGGGCCGCGGCCCGCUCCCCGCCGCAGCCCCCCGGCCGCCCCCCCGCCGAAACCAGGGGCAGCGGCACGCCGGUGGUGGCUUCUUGGUUUUGUUUUGGGUUCGUGGGGGGGGUUUGUUUUGUUUUGUUUUGUUUUUUGGUAAGCGUUCUGACAUGAAGGUUAGAGAGAGGUGAGCUACCCAGACUCGCUGCCAAAGCUGUUGCCGUGCUGGUUAGUCAGCCGCUUGAUUGUCACUCGCCAAGUGUCGCUCUUCCCGACGCAGCGGUGCCCGAAGAGGGGUUACGGCGCAUCUGGCCGUAAUUAAAUUUAAGGAAAUAGCAGACUGAAUAAAUUCUGUGGUUUACAGCACUCCCUCUUGCACAUGCAUCCUCCCUAUAACAAAAGCGUGCCAGCAGCCGUCUCUUCCUCUUUAACCUAGCGACAUUAAAAAGAAAAACCAGAGUUUGUUGUUUGUUUGUUUGUUUGUUUUUUUACAGAGUUGUUGGCUAUACUGAACAAUGCAACUUUUGUUUUAAAAGAGCUCUGCACUGCCAUCUUUGAAAGACACUUUUAAACUCGAGACAUGUAUGUACAAAUAUCCUGAAAAGUUAUAUUGCCUCUCGUCAUAUCAGGGUGCUGACCUCUGGUAAAUCUUAUAUUAAAAAAAAAAAUGUAUUUAAAACUGGGAUUUAUUACCAGUCGCUCUUCUUUGUAUAUAGAAUUUUAUAAAUUGUAUGCUUUGGGAAUAAUUUAUUUAAAAAAAAAAAAAAGUUUUAAAUCCACAUCCUAUUUGCCAGAUAAUUGCAUUUACUAUUCUUUCCUGGAAAGGUACAGAUUUCAUUUUAUGUUUAAUGGGGAUAAGAGCAACAGUGAUUCAGUGAAGUGUGCUCUAGAACAUCAAAUGUAUAGUGUAUUUUAUAGAUUGGAAGUUAACUUUCUUAUUUGGAGAGACUUUAUGAACGUUGUAGAAUUGUAUAAACGCAUUUCUGAGCUGCCUUAAACCUUGUAUUUUUUACAGAAGGCGUAAAAAAGGCCUGUGUUUUAAGUAUGUAUGGCUUUUUGUGUUUUCUGAACGUGUAAAUUAGUAAAGAAAGAGCUUUAAAUAAUGGAUGUAGUGAAAUUGUUUUCCGGGGACACUUGAACUCGCAGCAUCUGAGGUUAGAGGGGGGUUGGGGAGGAAGCAAACCACAGAAUAACAAACCAAAAACAAUCAACAAACAAGAAUCUCUGUCUGCCUGUAAUACUUUACAUAGAUGUAAAUUACUGCUAUUCUUACUUUAAUGAAUAAUUACAUGCAAGAAGUAAAUACAGCUUUGAAAGUA